Adelges cooleyi (spruce gall adelgid) is the source of this 2403-nucleotide messenger RNA. RefSeq names its product phospholipase ABHD3-like. The coding region runs from base 63 to 1268 and encodes 401 amino acids. The transcript has 8 exons. Gene Ontology annotation, molecular function: monoacylglycerol lipase activity; acetylesterase activity. Gene Ontology annotation, biological process: medium-chain fatty acid catabolic process; medium-chain fatty acid biosynthetic process. Lineage: Eukaryota; Metazoa; Arthropoda; Insecta; Hemiptera; Adelgidae. The record is from RefSeq and is a predicted model, not a curated record.
CAUACUUUAUUUCCUUUACUUUUGUUAAGAUUUUAAUCAAUUGUAUAGCUGUUAUUCAUACAAUGGAUUUUUUUGUUAAUCAAAUAUUCAAUUUAAGUGGUUUUUCUUUGCUCGGUGUUUUCGGAUCAACUGCAAUUAUUGGAUUCACAUAUUAUUAUUUGACAUCUGUAGUCCAAGAACCUAAAUUACACUGCAAAGAAGGCAAUUUCAAGAGGUUUCUUUACCAACAUGUGCCUCUAACAAAAGCAAAAAUGUGGCCGUUGGUAUUGGGUUUUGAACCUCAUGUGAAUUCUCUGAUAGCAGCUUUUAUGCGACAUUUAUUUGUGCCAUCCAUAAAAUAUGACAGAGAAUUACUGGAUCUCAAAGAUGGCGGUCAAGUAGCAUUAGAUUUUUUGGAACCAAAUGAAAAUUCAAAAAAUGGAGAUGUCACGAUUUUGAUAUUACCUGGGGCUAACAAUAAUUCUAGAAGUGGGUAUGUAAGAGCUGCAUCAUUAGCCCUGCAAAAAUCUGGAUUUCGAGCAGUUGUUUUUAAUUAUAGAGGAUUGGGAGGAGUCAAAUUAAAGACGCCAAAAUGUUAUUCCGGAAGCAACAUAGAAGAUCUUACAGAGGUAAUUCAUCAUGUAAAACAAAAGUACCCUAAAACUGUUUUAGGGGGUUUAGGAAUAUCGAUGGGUUGUUCGUUGUUAGGAAUUUAUAUGUAUUCUAACGAUCAAUAUACUCAUAAACAUUUGAGUGCUGCAAUGCUUGUAUCAGUGGUUUGGAAUACAAAGUCUACCACAUCAUCUAUGUCAACAAGUACCAUGAACCGUAUGAUUGAUUUGUUUUUUACACGUUGCCUUAUAAAUUCUGUGAAGAAGAAUAGAAAAGUCUAUGACCGUCCAAACCAAAAGUGGAAUUACAAUGAAGUAAUUAAGAGUAAAACUGGAGACGAGUUUUGUAGAAAUUUCACAAUUAAAGUGCUCGACUACGAUACGAUUGAUGAUUACUAUGAUUCUUUUUCAAUGCAUGACAAAAUAAACCGCUUUAAUAUACCAUGUUUGUGUUUGAGUGCUGCUGAUGAUUAUUUAUCUUUAAAACCCGAUGUACCUAUAGAACUAGCUUCCACUACAGAAAAUGUUGCGAUUUUAUUAACUGCAAGAGGAGGACAUAUUGGAUUUUUCGACAAUUUUAGACCGUUUUCAGGAAAGGAUGAGUUCAUGAUACGACUUAUAUUGCAAUAUUUCGAAGCAAUGUUCAAAAAUGAUAACUACAAAAAAUUUACAAAUUGACUGAUCGAACUUGACUCAUAUUUUUGUUGGUCAUACAGAUUAAGUUAAGAUCAAAUAUAUGAUAAUAUUUUAUAUAUAAUUAUAUUUUAUAAAUAUAAAUAGAUAAAAAUUUAGAUAAGAAUACAGUAAAACAUUCGUCUAGUUGAAGAUCUGGGUAUAACUUAUUUAUUUGAAAAAUGUAUUUUAAGUGCUGGUUUGGACUGUACUGGUUUAGACUGUACCAUCUUUUUUUGUUUUGGUGUAUUUUUGUUGUUAUUGUAUUAUUUAUUAGUGCACGACCGGUUUUUUUUUAUUUUGUUUUAUGGGCUGGGAGCUAGACUUAAACACUAAAUCACUAAAGUCAGAAAUUUUUAACUUUUUAAAUGGUCUGAAACCAAACUGUCUAAUUCCGUAAAAAGAAUUAAGUAUCUGUUUAAAUCAACAAAUAAGGAACAAACUUGAUGUUAAUCGUAAAUAAAUCUGUUUAUUGUGAAAUACAUUAAAGUAAAUGACAACUCGUAUAUUAGAGCAUUAUGAAAUUUGUAUUUAAUCGAAAUAUAAAUAAUGUUAUAUAAUUUUAUUCCGUUGAUUUCUGACUGUUUUAUAACUGUGUCUUAAGUAAUUGUACUCUAUUAUUUAUGUCAUUGAAGCUUACUUGCCACCAUGUGCCCUCAAUUUCUCUGUAUACUUCGGCUGUUGAUCCAUCCCAUACGGUACAAGUACCAUUAGAGCCAGUCUUAAAAUCUUUUUUAUUAGACGAUGGGAGUUUUGUACUCAUUAACAGUGCUAUCAAACGACACAACCCUAAUAAAGAGACACCAUGUUCAUAUCUAUCUAAAAAAAUAAAAACAUUUUUUGUUUUUAAUUUACUAAAAUAUUCUUACUAGUUAAUAUAUUUCCUCGCGGUUCUACACACAACUACCUUUCUUGUAAAAAAAGUUGCUUCUGAUAGUUACAUAAUUAUAUUAAAUUUCUACCUGUGAUAGUAUUCAUUUUUUUUGUACAGCCUACUAUUAGUAUUAAUGCUCGAUGAAAGUAUUCAUGUUUUACUUAUUUUAUUACCACUUAAAAAAGUAGACAGCAAAAACGUGCGGUUUAACGGUUAAAUAAUGAAAUGAUUCGAUGGGAUUUUGUGAUAAGUACCAAACGACAAGAA